CUGGCAAAUCAGCCCCUCUGUUAAGGCUUCCGUUAAAUUUAACAGUCCGCUCACAAGCCCUUCCUCUGUGUCUGACGUGGUCUUUUUUUGCUGAGGUGGAGGCACACCUGGACAAAUACGUCAAAAUCAGCAUCGGAAUGCAAGCAUCACUUUCUUCUCUCUUCCCGUUAAAACCUCCAAAGGUCUGCCAAACUCAGACGAAGAAACUUCAGCAGAUGCUCAGCCCUCGUUGUUUUCUCUGGCUGGAUGUGACCAAUACUAGUUAGACUAUUUAGGACAUUCCCCAUGUUUGAAAGUCCUGGAGCAUCUCAUAGUCCUCAUCUUCGCAAGCUUGGCAACAGAGCUGUUGUCUCGGACCUAGGUGAACUAAACUUUUCGUGACAGUAACCAACUCACCGUGAUUAGUUUGCAUCUUUACUUUGCUGUAUUUAUGCAAUGUAUAUUUUGAGUCUGUGGCAUUGGAACUGAAUAAAAUAAUGAUUUAAGA
Messenger RNA from Rubroshorea leprosula, 487 nucleotides. The record is from the annotation of a GenBank genome assembly. NCBI's taxonomy places the organism in Eukaryota, Viridiplantae, Streptophyta, Magnoliopsida, Malvales, Dipterocarpaceae.